GGUACUGACGGUACAUUCAUCCCUAAUAUGAUGUAUUUAUACAAUGAUUUACUUUUCGUGAUGUUUGGAUGGUUAGCGGGACGUAUGUCAUAGUGCCAUUGCAUCUAGUAUGGUAUUAUCAUGAAAGGAUUCUCAUCUCGUGCACCGCCAUAAGUGGCUCCAAAACAAAAUACUACGCUGAAUUGACCUUGUUGCCGAAAAUCCUAAAUAGCUGAACAAAUAUAAGCAAUUCAAGUAAGUUUAACAAGUUAAGUAUUCUUCACACUUUGUUGUCAUCACUCUUUUGCUCUCCUACCCUCCCUCGAAGUGUAGUACACACUAUGCGGGUACUUCAAAAUGUUUAUUUGCAAUUAAUUUUGCUUGCGUUUGCAAGUUUAGUCCAUUCAUUUCGAUUCACGAACAAUGCCUUCAAUCCUGUGUUAGGACAACGGUUCACAAUCACCUGGGUUGAUUCAACGGGUUCUGUAAAUCUUCAUUUAGUCCCAAUUCAAUAUUAUAAUGAAAGUAUUCCGCUUGCCAGUGCAGAAUCAAUAGGAGGUGUGUUUUAGGUCGACAGAUUAAGACCUUCUUCGUAGGAGAGACUGACAGUAGGAAUGACAGUUGCAACAACGGGGAAUUCAUUACCUUGGGCUCCUGAUAAUUCGCUUCACGCAGGAUUUUAUAAAAUAUCUUGGGUUUCUUCAGACAAUACCCAAUCUGUGGACAGUCCCACAUUCACCCUCGGUCAAUUUACUUCGAACUCUACUGCCAGCACAAGUAACGCAAACAAAACCCAACCUAGCUCCAGCGAUUCAAGCAAAACUAGCUCAACGACAGGAACAUCAAACCCAACGACUACGAAAGGAGAAGCAAUCCCAUCUUCGAUUUCAACGAUGAACACCCCAUCAGAAACAAAUCAAACCAACUCCCUCACAAACACAAUCAAAAUCAUCAUCGCCAUUAGUAUAACUCUCGGCCUAACACUCCUCAUAAUCAUAACCUUCAUGCUUAUCCGGCAUCUGCGCCAUCUAUCCUCCAUCCCUCGAACCAAAAGACAACUCACAACCAGAGAACUCGCCGAUGACAUCGACAAAGAUUCAUGGUACGAAGAACAUCAAUUGAAAUCCGAAUUAUCUAAUGAUUCGAAAACUGAUACGAGUUCUUAUUGUGAAUUGAUGAAGAAGAAACAUAUUAGUGUUAAUAUGGAACCUGUGGAAAUGGAAGCGUUUUUUGUUAGGAAAGAAGUUAAUGAUGGUGAAAAUCAUGAUAGAGGGGAUGUUAAAAAUAUGAAUGAAAUGGAAUUGGGAUUCGGAUUGGGAUUGGGAAAUGUAGAUGAGCUUGUUGAGCCUAGGGAGUUGGAUGCUGGGACUAUAUUGGGUAAAGGCGUGAUUGGUCGUCGAUUUAAUGUACGUGAUAAUGUUCAUAUUGUUGGUUUAUAAAUCUAGUAAUGAUGUAUAUCCAUAUGACCGGCUCGUAUGGUUCUGUCAUCAAUUCCUUAUGUCAAAUCUCAUGGAGUCUGUUGGUUGGGCAAGUAUAGGCCAAACCUUUUUUAUAUUUGUUGAAAGUGAAUUUCUAUUAUAAGAUUAUAUGUAAUUAUUCUAUAUGAAAUUAUACUAGUAUAAAGAUAUAUUGUAAUACUAAUAUAAAAAUAUCAAAACUAACAUAUAGCUUUAAUGUUCUUUUUACAAU
This is a messenger RNA of Sclerotinia trifoliorum, 1668 nucleotides long. Lineage: Eukaryota; Fungi; Ascomycota; Leotiomycetes; Helotiales; Sclerotiniaceae. The record is from the annotation of a GenBank genome assembly.